UACAUAAUUUCAUACGGGGCAAAAAACUUCGUCGUUCCUUCAUUUCUUUUACCCAACCAUCUUUCGGCGUCGCCACUAAAGAAACCUCAAACUUGCAAGUUUACUUCAACAAAAUUGAGAUAGGUCACCAAAAGAAAGAUGGGCAAGGAAAGAGGAUUGGAGUUUCAGGAGGUGUUGAAAAAUUGGCAAUAUUUGGUGAUUGUGCUUGUACCCAUUAUAUUCGGCUGGGUACCCAUAGCGUUCAACAAUUCGGUUGGCCAUAUGGCCUACUGCAUAAUCAUCAUGGCGCUGUACUGGAUGACCGAGUGUCUGCCCCUGGCUGCCACCGCCCUCCUUCCUAUCCUCCUCUUCCCGCUUUUCGGUAUCCAAAAGUCCAAGGAUGUUUGCAGGAACUACCUUACCGAUACCACUACGGUCUUCUUCGGUGGCUUGAUGGUGGCUGCCGCCGUCGAGCACUGGAACCUCCACAAGCGCGUCGCUCUCAGAGUUCUCAUGCUUGUUGGUGCUAAACCAAGAUGGUUGAUGUUCGGGUUUAUGUCGACCACAGCUUUCUUAUCCAUGUGGAUGAGCAACACGGCGACGACCGCGAUGAUGAUCCCCAUCUCUCAGGCUGUCCUCGACGAACUCAAGCCUAGCGAAAACGAUGAGGAGACAGGCGGUGAUGUCGACAAAAAUGACGAAAAUGGAAGUCCAAUGCAUAAGGGCUCAGAAGAAAAGGAAGAGCAUUGCUCUGAAAAUCCUAUCGAACUCGAUGAAAUCGCAGCUGGUCACAUCGUUGAAGAGCCCGGAUCAUUUCCAGUGGAGAUUAAAAAUGCACCGCUGCUCAUCGAGGAGGAGUCCAAAGCUGAUCGGGGCCACCGUCUUCUCUGCAAGGGUAUCACACUCUCCAUUCCUUAUGCAGCCAACAUCGGCGGCACCGCCACCUUAACGGGAACUCCUCCCAAUCUGGUUAUCAGUGCACAGGUUAAAAAACUCUUUGGUCCCGAAGUCGGUGUAAACUUUGGAACCUGGAUGAUGUAUGCAUUCCCUGGCAUGGUGAUCUGUCUCCUCAUCUGCUGGGUCUGGCUACAAAUCAUGUACCUCGAUUUCUUUUGUCUUCAGAGGAGUGAUAAGCGUGUCGGCUUAGCACAAGAAGAGAGAGCGAAGAUGGUGAUCAGGAGAAGUUACGCUGCUCUUGGUAAAAUAUCCUUUGCUGAAUGGGCUAUUCUGGGACAUUUUGUAGUCCUGGUCAUUCUGUGGUUGACGAGAGAUCCCAAGUUCGUCAAUGGCUGGUCUGUAAACUUCCUCAAAGGGUACGUGACGGACGCUACCUCUGUUAUAUUCAUCUCUUUGCUACUCUUCGCCUUCCCAUCAAGGCUGCCCUCAUUCUUUUGCCGAAAAAAGCAAGAUGAUGAUGGAUCAGAAGAUAAGAAACCAGCCAAGAUUCCAACCUUGCUCACGUGGCCUGUCAUACAUGAGAAGAUGGCGUGGAGUGUCAUUAUUCUCCUUGGUGGUGGAUCGGCCCUAGCUGAUGGCUGUAAGGUGUCGGGUCUCUCCGCCUGGUUAGCGACUCAGUUUAAGGAGUUCUCUGCACUCCCACCGGCAUCCCUGGCCAUUAUCAUCUCGACUGUCGUGGCUACUUUUACUGAGGUCACCAGCAAUACGGCCACCGCCACCAUCUUCCUACCCAUCUUUGCUGAAUUGAGCAUCAGCAUCGGGCUCAACCCUCUCUAUCUGAUGCUCCCGGCAGUCAUUGCGUGCUCCUUCGCCUUUAUGCUUCCGGUAGCCACACCGCCUAACGCCAUAGCCUUCGCCCAUGGCAACCUUACGGUACUUGAUAUGGUCAAGGCUGGCAUCGUGAUGAACAUCGCGUGCAUAUUUGUAUCGAACCUCAGUCUCAAUACUUUGGGUGUCUGGGUCUUUGAUGUCAAAACCUUCCCUGCAUGGGCUAACAGAACGGUGACAUAAUCUUCUUCGACAUCAGGCAGAUGUGAUGCAGCCCGCGAGACCGAAAACCUAUUAGACCGACAGGAUACUACACCGACGGCCCACGGACCGACAGCAAAUUAUACCAAGAAAGUUCGACUUUCUAACAACUUUUUUUUUAGGGCUGUCAGACUGACAGCCCGCGAGAACGACUUCCUUCGAGACCGAUAUUCUUCUAUCUUCCCUUUGCUGGUCUUGUAUGCUGUCUGUCUCGUAGGCUGUCGGUCUCUUAGACCUUUUGGUACACUCUUCUUUCCUUUACUUUUUGAAAAGUAUUUCGAUGUUUAGUCGGUCCUUCUACUGGGAUUACCUCUUGAUGUCAGAUAUUAUAUAGUUUACUUGACAUGUUUGGUGCCCUUUUUAGACAAAUUUGCCGUGCGAAAUUGGUACAGGUCAUUCAUUCUUACGUGAAGAUCACCCAAAAUGCCAGUCAAAUUUCUGUUUUUGUCGUCGAUUAUUGAGUAUUUAUUCAAUUAAUCAUCACCCUUAUUACAAUUAUAACAGUACACAGUGACUCGUGAAUACAUAAGAUAAUCACAAAGAUAUGAAGAUUUUAAAAUGCAAUGUAUACAGUUGGAAUGAGUUUUAGCUAGAGAAUAAACUUUUUAUUAUUUCAUAUAUCUGAAUCAAGUAUCACCUAUACUUCCAUUUAUGCUAAUUUCUAAACAUUAAUUAUAAGUACACGUAGGCUUACAUGUAAAUAUCCAAUACAAAAAGAACAUUUAGAUUUGAUGGUUUAGUUUAGAUGAAUGGAAAAACGUUUUCAUUUUGUUGAAAUUUAGAGCUUUUACUUAGCUUCAUAUAUUUUAACAUUUUUUUAAUGACGGAAUUGAUGGAACUUAUCUGUGGUUUUCAAAUAAUUGGCUUAUAAUACUUAUGGUAUAGUGAUAUUCGGAAUUAUAAUAAGUUGUUAACUAUCGUUUUCAGUUAAAAGAAAACUAAAUCUUUCCAGUUUAAAAUACAUGUAAUCGUAUUUUAUGAUUCUUCUGCCUUUAAAUAUAUCAAUCUAUAUUAAGUCUAUUUUAUGUUAUUUUCAAUUUGCUUGCUUGCUAGGUGUCUUAAUUGUCUGUUUCAGACAUUGACGAUCAAGGCUUUCCAUCUAAAUCUAUCUCUGGUUCUUUGUAAUGUGACGAUGCUCUGUUACCAGUCUCCCAAUGCACUCGACCAUGUAUUUCAUGCGCUGUCUCCCUCUGCUUCUCUUUUCCUCACUUUUUCCUGUCAUCAUCCCGUUUUCCGCUCCUCCUCUUAUCAUAAUAUGCCCAAUAUCCUUUACAUUUUCAGUUUACAGGGUAAAAAUGAAAUAUUCAAGAGUGUUGUUUGAAAAUGUGCAUGAUGAUAUUUGAGAAUAUAUAUUCCAUAACAUUAUUGAAAGGUCUUUAUCACUUAUUCAGCUAAAUGUUCUUACGUGUGUAUUUCAAUUAAUUUCUUUCGAUCCCAUACAUUUAUUCGGAGAAAACGUCUUAAAUUGCAAUAAAAAAAUUAUUUCAAUCCCAACGAAUUUUUAAAAGAAAAAUAUUGCAUCAUUUUCUUAUAAAUUGUCAAUGUAAAUAA
Strongylocentrotus purpuratus (purple sea urchin) is the source of this 3516-nucleotide messenger RNA. Its product is annotated as solute carrier family 13 member 5. Gene Ontology annotation, cellular component: membrane. The transcript has 13 exons. Gene Ontology annotation, molecular function: transmembrane transporter activity. Bases 139 to 1947 code for a protein of 602 amino acids. The record is from RefSeq and is a predicted model, not a curated record. NCBI's taxonomy places the organism in Eukaryota, Metazoa, Echinodermata, Echinoidea, Camarodonta, Strongylocentrotidae. Gene Ontology annotation, biological process: monoatomic anion transmembrane transport.